AUGGACUUAGCCCUGUCCUGGGGUUGUGGAUAUAUGCAGUGGAUGGCCAAACGAGGGAACACAAGCGCUAUCAACUUCUACAAACAAUUAGGUGCUGUGGAAACAAACACGGAUAACCUCAUGACAUUCACGUUAGACGAAGACGCCAUGACACUGGCCUGUUCAAAGAUACCAACCCAGCAAGCUCGACCACCAAAUCAGCCAACUCAGCAAGCUCGACCACCCAAUCAGCCAACCCAGCAAGCUCGACCAACCGAUAAGCCAACCCAGCAAGCUCGACCAACCAACCCAGCAAGCCUGACCACCCAGUCAGCCAACCCAGCAAGCUCGACCACCCAGUCAGCCAACCCAGCAAGCUCGACCACCCAGUCAGCCAACUCAGCAAGCUCGACCACCCACAAGUUCGACCAACCAAUCACCCAACUCAGCAAGCUUGACCACCCAAUCAGCCAACCCAGCAAGCUCGACCAACCGAUAAGCCAACCCAGCAAGCUCGACCAACCAAGUAUCCAACUCAGCAAGCUUGACCAACCAAUCAGCCAACCCAGCAAGUUCGACCGACCAGUACCCCAACACAGCAAGCUCGACCAACCAAUUAGCCGACUCAGCAAACUCGACCACCCAAUCAGCCAACCCAGCAAGCUCGACCACCAAAUCAGCCAACUCAGCAAGCUCUACCACCCAAUCAGCCAACCCAGCAAGCUCGACCAACCGAUAAGCCAACCCAGCAAGCUCGACCAACCAAGUAUCCAACUCAGCAAGCUUGACCAACCAAUCAGCCAACCCAGCAAGUUCGACCGACCAGUACCCCAACACAGCAAGCUCGACCAACCAAUUAGCCGACUCAGCAAACUCGACCACCCAAUCAGCCAACCCAGCAAGCUCGACCACCCAAUCAGCCAACCCAGCAAGCUCGACAACCCAAUCAUCCAACCAGCCAGCUCGACCACCCAAUCAGCCAACCCAGCAAGCCUUACUCCUAAUCAGCCAACCCACCCGAGCCCCCUAUAUCAAGCUGAGCCCCCUAUAUCAGCCCGAGCCCCCUAUAUCAGCCCGAGACCCCUAUAUCAGCCCGAGCCCCCUAUAUCAGCCCGAGCCCCCUAUAUCAGCCUGAGCCCCCUAUAUCAGCCCGAGCCCCCUAUAUCAGCCCGAGCCCCCUAUAUCAAACCGAGUCCCCUAUAUCAGCCCGAGCCCCCUAUAUCAGCCCGAGCCCCCUAUAUCAGCCCGAGGCCCCUAUAUCAGCCCGAGACCCCUAUAUCAGCCCGAGCCCCCUAUAUCAGCCCGAGACCCCUAUAUCAGCCCGAGCCCCCUAUAUCAGCCCGAGCCCCCUAUAUCAGCCUGAGCCCCCUUUAUCAGCCCGAGCCCCCUAUAUCAGCCCGAGCCCCCUAUAUCAGCCCGAGCCACCUAUAUCAGCCCGAGCCACCUAUAUCAGUCCGAGCCCCCUAUAUCAGCCCGAGCCCCCUAUAUCCCCCUGAGACCCCUAUAUCAGCCCGAGCCCCCUAUAUCAAGCUGAGCCCCCUAUAUCAGCCCGAGCCCCCUAUAUCAGCCCGAGCCCCCUAUAUCAAGCUGAGCCCCCUAUAUAUAUCGGCCCGAGACCCCUAUAUCAGCCCGAGCCCCCUAUAUCAGCCCGAGACCCCUAUAUCAACCCGAGACCCCAAUAUCAGUCCGAGGGCCGAAGGCCAGAGAGGUGCUAUGUGGAUCGAGGGUUGA
Messenger RNA from Haliotis rufescens (red abalone), 1710 nucleotides. RefSeq names its product pollen-specific leucine-rich repeat extensin-like protein 1. Bases 1 to 1710 code for a protein of 569 amino acids. The record is from RefSeq and is a predicted model, not a curated record. Lineage: Eukaryota; Metazoa; Mollusca; Gastropoda; Lepetellida; Haliotidae. The transcript is spliced from 5 exons.